CGCCCCGCCCCGCCGCGCUCCGCCCGGCCCGGCGGCGCCGCAGCCGGCAGCAUCGCGGCGGGACUGCCCGGGGAUGCAGCCGCGCUAAGAACAAAAGCCCUCAGCGCGCUCACGCUCCGGGGCUUUGAAGCGGCGCGGCCGAACUUGGAUCUCUGCCCCCCCCUCGGCCGAGCCGCGGCGGCGUCCGAGGGCUGAACUCGCCGGCUCUUUCUCCGCACGCCGCGGGCAGCCGGGGCUCGCCCGCCCGCCGCCCGCGCCCGCCCGUCCCGCCGGGGCUGCCCGCGGAGGGGCCGCACCCCGCGCCCCCCGGCCGCCCCCGCGCCGCGGGACCUUGGCUUUGCCCUUCGCACGGCAGGUGGCGGGGCCAGCGGAGAAGGAUGCGUGUCUUCCCGUGGGGAUUUUGGCUGCUGUGUGUCGCCUCCGCCCCGGCUCGCGGUGACAGCGGCAGCAAGGCGAGGAGCUGCGCCGAGGUCCGGCAGCUGUAUGGAGCCAAGGGCUUCAGCCUCAGCGGCGUGCCCCAGGCCGAGAUCUCCGGGGAGCACCUGCGAAUCUGCCCACAAGGUUACACCUGCUGCACCAGCGAGAUGGAGGAGAACUUUGCAAACAAAAGCCGAAGUGAAUUUGAAGCCAUGGUGAAAGAGGCUGGCCGCUCUGUGCAGGCCACCCUAACAGCACAGCACAGAAGCUUUGACAGUUAUUUCCAGGAUUUGUUGAACAAGUCAGAAAAAGCCCUUUAUGAUGCCUUUCCAAGCAUGUAUGGAGACUUGUACACUCAAAACGUGAAGGUGUUCAAGGACUUGUACAGCGAGCUGCGCCGCUACUACCGCAGCUCCAACAUCAACCUGGAGGAGGCCCUCAACGAGUUCUGGACACGGCUGCUGGAGAGGCUCUUCAAGCUGCUGAACCCGCAGUACCACAUCACGGACGAGUACCUGGACUGCAUGGUCAAACACGCCGAGCAGCACCGGCCCUUCGGGGAGGUGCCCAGGGACCUCAAGGUGAAGGCCACGCGAGCCUUCAUCGCGGCGCGCUCCUACGCACAGGGCUUCCUGGUGGGCAGCGACGUGGUCAGAAAGGUGUCUCAGGUGUCCCUCAGCCACGAGUGCACCCGUGCCAUCAUGAAGCUGAUGUACUGCCCGCACUGCCGGGGCAUGUCCAGCGUGAAGCCCUGCAACAACUACUGCCUGAACGUGGUCAAGGGCUGCCUGGCCAACCAGGCAGACCUCAGCACCGAGUGGAAGUACCUGAUGGAUUCCCUGAUGGGGGUGGCCGAUCGCAUGGACGGACCCUACAACGUGGACACCGUGAUCGGCACCAUCCACGUGAGGAUCGCUGAGGCCAUCUCCAACCUGCAGGAGAACAGAGACUCCAUCACCAGCAAGGUAUUCCAAGGGUGUGGAAAUCCCAAAAUCAGCACGAAAGGCUCCAGUAGUGAGGACAAGAAGAGACGGGGGAAGGUGACGUUGGAAGCCAAAUCCUCUGCACAAGCCCUGGAGAUGCUGGUUUUGGAUGCCAAAGGGAAUCUGACAGCUCUCAAGACUUACUGGAUCACCCUGCCCAGCAGCCUGUGCAGCAAAAAAGUGAUGGCCAGCUCAGCGUCGGAUGACAAAUGUUGGAACGGGAUGACCAAGGGCAGUUACCUGCCCGAAGUGAUGGGGGAUGGUUUGGCCAACCAGAUUAACAACCCCGAGGUGGAGGUGGACAUCACCAAGCCAGACAUGACCAUUCGCCAGCAGAUCAUGCAGCUGAAGAUCAUGACCAACCGCCUGGGCAACGCCAACAUCGGCAACGAUGUGGACUUCCAGGACACGAGUGACGACAUGAGCGGCUCCGGGAGCGGGGACAGCUGUCCUGAUGACGUCUGUGGCAAAAGACUUUCUAAGAGCCCCAGCACCAGGCAGCCAGAAACACACGCCAUUCCUAAGCAGUCUGGACACGGCGUCAAUGGGGCCAGCAGCAGAUCUUUGCCUUCGGCCUCCCUCCUCCUCCUCCUCUCGGUGGCUGUCAUCGCCGCGCAGCACUCGUGGCGGUAACUCGCUGGCACAGCCAGGAAACAGACUGCGGCUGAGGGCUUCACUUUGCCAAAACCAACCAACCAACCAACCAAAGGACAUAUUUAAUUCACCUUGGCAAAAAAAAAAAAAAAAAGGAAAAAAAAACCCAAACAAAAAAAGGAGGAGAAAAAGGUUUUCAGAAGGUUUCAGUUGUUUGCUAUUUCUGGCAGUGCUCGAGCUGUUUUCUUCUUUCUUGGUCUUUCCCCAGUGCUGGGCCCUUCUUUCCAUACCUCAUUGUUUUACUCUUGUUAUUGCCACAGACUGGCUCUCGGGGCUGAAGCAAGCCCUUGCAGAGGGCUCCGUGGGCGGCCGCGCUGCUGCCUGCAGUGGAAUAUGCAAUUGCCCUGCCCCGCUCCCCACAGCGCCGGUUCCGCGGCGAGACCGGGACCCCGCACGGCUCCCGCUGCGUUCAGGGGCUCUCGGGCUCUCCUCUGUGCUUCCUCGCCGGGCAGACACGGCCCUUCACUUCCAGUGGUGUCCGUAGGAGCGUGAGCAGCUUUGGUGGGUUGAACUGAAAGAGUUUGGCAGGGGCUGUUGGACCCAAAAAUGCAGAACUCCCUUUUUCUUUGGAAAGGUCACAAGUGGGUUUCUUGACUAGAGCUUGUAGCUGACGACAAUUUGAAAUGUAGGUUUCCUACAUCUAAGUGACUGGGAAUGAGUGUUAGGGGUUGGGGUUUGGGGUACUUUUUCUUUGCAUGCUAGUUGGAAAGCCAUUUUUUACCCAAGUAACAAAGGUCCAAUUUCUACCUGCAGUGCAGUACCAUUGUAGGUAACAGAGAGAUGCAAAUAUGCACACUGGGAUUCUCUGUGUGACAGACAGUUGUGCUGCCUCCUCCUUCUCUGGCCCCAGCCAUAGACAGGAAUUCGGGGGGUUUUUUCUUGGUAAUAAGAGAGACCAGGGACGUUUUACUGACUGGAGCUUUGGGACUGGUUGUGCCUCUUAGGGCAGAGAGGGGCUGGUGGGGGUCUCCAUGGGCACCGGGUCCCUACCCAGAGCACUGGCUCAAGGCAGCACCCACCAGGGGAAUGUGAGGACGGGACACAUUUUGUUUGGGAUUUCUUUUUACCUUUGGUGUUUGCUCCAGUGGCAUUGUAGGUUUUUAACGGAUUCCCACUUUCCCUGUUCCUUCCCCAUCAUCCAGUACACCUUCCCUAACCCCUAACAGGUUGAGCCAGCGGGUACCAGUCACUGCUGGCAGCUCUGUGGGGAGGGUCAGGCUCACCCUUUGCUGCCCCCUCCCACCACUCACCAGCUGCCCUAACCCCCAAUUGCUGGGUGGGGUGGGCUCUGUGCCAGGUUGUGAGGCUGGGGGUGGUGAGAGAAGUUCUAAAUGUCCUCACGUAGCUGCAGGAGUGUUUGUGCCUGUUAGGGCUGUGUGUCUGGGGCUUCCACUGCUUCUGUGCCUGAUGAGCAGCGAGCGUGGGCUGGAGCUGUAGGUGUGGCAGGGCUGGAUACAGCACAGUCUGUGACUGCUGGGGCCAGGGGCACACACAGGCUGGGUCUGAGCUGCAGACAGGUUUGUAUUGAGUGACAGGGAGGGCAGAGCUGGGCCUGUCUCUUGCUUUUGCAUUUGAGCAUUUCUUCUCUGCCUUGCCAGAGGAGAUGUGCCUUUGAGCUGAGCAAACAUUGUGGGGUUGGGGUUUGGCUGUUUUUUAAGAAAGGGAAAAAAAACCCCAUUUUUAACAUUAGCAGUUUUUAAAGUGUGCAAUUUAAGGAAAGAUGAGGACAUAAGCAAGGUAAUGCUGCGAGCCAGUUCAGCUCCUGCCCUCCUGGGGCCUAGAGGUGGCACUGAGGGUGCCUCAAACCAGGCAGGAUUUUAGGCCAGCUUUGACCACUCCAAGUCAGUGAUUAAUGGAUUAAUGCCACUGGCUGUGCACUCUUUCUUCCUUUGUAAGGCAGAAUCAUACCUGAUCUGGUUGGGUGUCAGAAAUGAACACUGGGGUGCUGGACAAUGGCUGAGGGACAGAUAGUGCCACUACACCCAUCAGAACCCUGGAGAGGAUAAAUGUAAGUUGUGGUUUUGUCUAGGUUUAGUUACUCCUAGACAUAUAGCAAAUUCACAUGAUUUUUACUGCUCUAAAGAGUUCCUCUCUUUUUAAUUUUUUUAAUCAGAAUUGCAAAUACAAAUUUAACCUUCUGCGACAACAAUCCCCACAACCAAUCCUGCGGAAGCUUUACAUCCAAAGCAAAAAAACAAAGUGUGGGGGGGAAGAAAGAGUUAAAACAUUGUACCCUCUUCAAAACACAGGUGGGUUGGGGUAUUAACACAUGGAUGCUGAGGUCAAUGUUUUGCUUUGCAGAACGGGGGCUUGAAAGCCGCUUCCAUUUCUGGGCAAUUAGUUUUUGCUGUCUGCCUGUUAUCCUCUAAAGCUUCUUAUGGGCCCCUUCACAUCUUAAAUGAGAAGCCAGGAAUUUACUGAUUAUGCAGUUAAUAUUUUAACACAGGGGAACUCCUUCCUGAUGCCUUCACCUCUGGGCUGGGUUGAGCUCCCACUUCCACAUCCCUCCUGACCUGAGGGUGGCAGCUUCCACCUUCCAGAAGCCCCGGCAGGGUGGGAGCAGGGCAGCAGCCCGAGGUGAGGGCAGUGCCGGGGGCUCAGCCCCUCUGUGCUCCAUGGUGGUGGUGCCGCCUCCUCCUUGGCCCUGUGCGCUCUGGGGUUGGUUUUGAUAUCUGUCCAUGGUCAGCCUUCACUGCUGCUUUCUGUUGGUCCCUGGUUACUCGGUUUUUCUGUUCUCUCUUGCCCUGAAGCUGUUUCCCCAGCUGCUGCCAUUACAUGGCCUGGGGUUGUGUUUGGCCGUGCCACUUCCCCAGGAGCUGAAAUGGCCGAGAGCCCCCGGGGUAUCAACUCUGAGCUAAAGCAAACUGAAAUUACUGCAGACUGAAGCACCACUGGUGUGGCUGAACAAGCUGAAACCAACCCAGGUCCAGACAAGUCCCUGGUUGGGCUGGUGCAGGACCUGGGGCCUUUCAGUGCUUAUGACUGACAUUUCCUGGGCUGCUGCCUGCUGGAAACACUGUGACACACCUGCCUGUGGCUGGUGGCUGCUCUGGGCUGGCUGCACGAGGGCAUCUCUGAGGAACGGGGCUGACUGGGAAGAAACAUCUGAUCAAUGUUAUCAAGGUGAUGAUCCAUCAUGUUCUGGUGUGAAAAGGCCUCAUACUUGACAGGGGUGUGGAGGGGAUGGUGGUGUAGGGAAAAAUAAUUCCCAAAGGCCCCGUCCCUGGGAAGGGGAGAACCAUAAAUGGUGGAUUUCCAAGUGUCUCUGUCUUUCAGCCUGCUCUUUGUGCCAUAUCAUGUUUUAAACAAUGGUGAGGGUCUCAAAAGGCUUUGAGAGCACAGCUACUUCUCAUUUACAAAUGACAAGCUGCCUGUUGUUUUCUGGUGGGCUUGGUAGGGGCUGAGGUAUAGCAGAAUAUCUACAGUCCACCUUUGCUUUAAACAGAUGCAUUUCUAUCUGCAGGAGUAAGAAUUAUUUCACUUAUCAGCAUAGCUGGACAGUUAUCUAUUUCUUUCUGUUACCAAGGUACUUGUAACUCUCUUGCACUGUUUAUCUAAAGUUGAAAUAUGUUCUUUGAAUCCUUGUAUAAAUAAAAAGGCUGGAGACAAAUCUGUA
Prinia subflava (tawny-flanked prinia) is the source of this 5670-nucleotide messenger RNA. RefSeq names its product glypican 1 (gene GPC1). Gene Ontology annotation, biological process: cell migration; negative regulation of fibroblast growth factor receptor signaling pathway; regulation of protein localization to membrane. Gene Ontology annotation, cellular component: synapse; plasma membrane; extracellular region. The transcript is spliced from 9 exons. NCBI's taxonomy places the organism in Eukaryota, Metazoa, Chordata, Aves, Passeriformes, Cisticolidae. Gene Ontology annotation, molecular function: fibroblast growth factor binding. The record is from RefSeq and is a predicted model, not a curated record. The coding region runs from base 378 to 2033 and encodes 551 amino acids.